Rhipicephalus sanguineus (brown dog tick) is the source of this 1792-nucleotide messenger RNA. RefSeq lists its product as uncharacterized. Bases 207 to 1643 code for a protein of 478 amino acids. The transcript is spliced from 3 exons. Lineage: Eukaryota; Metazoa; Arthropoda; Arachnida; Ixodida; Ixodidae. The record is from RefSeq and is a predicted model, not a curated record. Gene Ontology annotation, molecular function: zinc ion binding.
CCGAUGUCACCGAGCAUACUGCGCAUGCGCAAGCUCGACGACGACUGACCGGCCGCCAUCUUAGUUGUAGUUCUCGGAGCGCUUGUGCCGCUGCGGUUUGCAGGACUCUCCGAUCAACUUGCGCCGUGUGAAGAAAAUCGACUUCGAUCAACAUCGCAUGUGCUUGACAUUACUACUCAGACCUUCUAGGCCUGUAUAUCGUGAUCAUGGCAUGUAGACCUAUAACCGACAACCAGGAAAAGUGGACCAGUCAGACAAAGUCACUGAACCCAUUCUUUGGAAAAGAACACAUCUAUAGGUACAUAGAAAGCAAAGGUGCUCAAAAACAUCGAGAUGCUGGGAUACGCCUCUUCACUUCAGGACAUUUGCAGAAGCUGCAGUUUUUGGAAGGCAGUGGUGCAGAGACCGUUGUACGUGCAGAAGUGCUAGCUUCCAUGACUACUAGGACCCUGUACAAGGCAUCCAUCAAGUUGUAUAAAUGUGAUGGUGAGGUAGUUUCGGGGAGCUGCACCUGCGUUGCAGGCAAAGGUGCAGUGUGCAAGCACAUCUGCUGUGUCUUGUAUGGUUUAAUGUACAUUGCACAGCAUGAUCUGGCAUCUGUGCCAGACUCUCUCUCGUGCACAGAGACAGAAAGACAGUGGUACCACCCCAGAGACCCCAGGAAGGUCACGGAAGAUUUUGAGAAUGUAGUCUUUUCCAAGGACACCUGCGACAGGAUCAGCUGUGCACCAGAACGACACCAAAAACGAAUUCAGUAUUCAUCUUUGAAAGCAGACAGAAAGGUGAUGAAAACACCCAGCCUGAUAAACUUGCAUGGCAAUCUUAAGAAAUGCGGCCUCGACUGCUUUGCCGACAUUCUCGAGGCAAACGACUUCUUGCCCGUGAGAAUUGCAGAAACAGCAAAUUGUGCUGAAGAAGACAAAGGAAUGCCGAAACGAUGGCUUGAUGCUGUAAAAGCUGGAAGUGCAGUCCAGUACACAGUUAAUGACGUGAAUGCUGUGGAGAAUGCCACAAGGCUCCAGAGUGGAUCACCCAUGUGGCAUCAUUACCGGAAAGGAAUUAUAACUGCAUCAUCGGCGCAUAGAGUGUACACAUGGGUGAAUAGUACGUGCAAAAGAAAGAUGGGGCCCCAUGAUGUGCGCUCUCUGCUAAGCACUAUCAUGGGUAAGAAAGUGCGUGCUACUUAUGCCAUGAAGCGGGGCCUUUUAUGCGAAGACAGCGCAAGGAAGGCCUUCCUUGAAAAAAAUAAACAGCACGUGGACAUCGACGUGAGGCAGUGUGGUCUUUUUUUAUGCCGCAACCAUCCUUUCCUUGGGGCAAGCCCAGACGGAAUCGCUACAUGCAGUUGUUGUGCACCACGCCUUUUGGAGAUCAAAAGCCCCAUGAGAAUUGAUGCAUUUUGCAAGAAUGAACUGCGUGGUGGAUGCCUCAAAGCCAGCAGCAGGUAUUUUACCCAGGUGCAGACACAAAUGGGGGUUACCGGUCUGAAGAGUUGUGUCCUCUUCGUGUACAGUGAAGAAAAGUGUGUGCAAGUUCCUGUACUUUUUGAUGAGGCAUUCUUCACUGAGCUGGUGAAGUGCUGCAAGUUUUUUGCUGACCAGUACCUGGUGCCUUAUUUCUCUGGAAAUUGGCAGCUUUCUUAAUCAGUGUAAAUUUACUGUUCCUCUUUGUCAUCCCUUUCUGCAUGAUUUAUAUUCUGCUGGUGUAUGAUGUACUAUGCGUAAUCUCACUUUAAUGACGUGUGCAGAAAAUUAUCCUCGGUACCAAUAUAUCCCAUGUAUCAUGUAUCUGG